GACCAAAGUAAUAAACACACUAGAAACACAUAAUCGAUUCGAGCGCUGCCCAAACGGCCCGCAAAAUGGCCGCGGAGACCGUCGUGGACGCGCCGCCCGCCGCGGCGGAUGCGCCGGAGGCGCCGGCGCCCGGGCCGGCUGCCCCGGUGCCGCUGUCGGCCGCCGACGACGCCCUGGCAGCUGCAACCGCUGCCAAUCAAGCCAGGGCGCCUGCGCAGCCGCGCUCGGACGACGAGUCGGACGAGUCGCCGCCUCCCACAAGAAAGCGCAAGGCGAGCGACGCGGACGCGUCGCCGCCGACGGAUGGCGCGGGUUUAGCUUUGGAGGACGUUGUCCAGAAGUUGACGGCGGAUAUCGCGACGGUGCGCGAGGAACGCGCCGAGUCCGAGGCGCGCUUGUUGCAAGCCAUCGCCGAUCUCGCAAAGAAACCCCGAGAAGAAGGCAGUGGGUUGGGCGAGUCUAGCUCGCAGAAGCGGCGGGGCUCCUCGAGUUCGAAAAGCUCGCGCUCGCACGAAGGCGACGCGUUGUCGUCGGACGACGACGCGCGGGACCACGCAGGCCACGUGAGGCGCUCCGUACAGGCGGCGCUGAGCGCUGGCGCGGGGAACGUCCAGUACAACCACUUCGCGUCCGGCUCGAACGUUACUUUGUUGAGGCAGCGCGUAAUUCGCGAACGCCGCCUCCACGGCCGCUUUGAACGCAGCGGGCUCGAGGGUGUCCCUCUUCUCAACAUACUUGCUGACAAGAGCAAACAAGGCGUCGAUGUCCUCGUGCGUAUUUCCAACCUGCGCAAACGACGGUCGCGCGCCGGAGACGAAAGCGUCGAAACGUACCGGAUUUCUAGCGUAUUUGACAGACGCGAUCUUCUUCGUGGCUAG
This is a messenger RNA of Pelagomonas calceolata, 878 nucleotides long. The record is from the annotation of a GenBank genome assembly. NCBI's taxonomy places the organism in Eukaryota, Pelagophyceae, Pelagomonadales, Pelagomonadaceae.